UGAAAGGGACUCUCUCUCUUAAAUCAGAAAGAGAAGUGUCCCUUCCCUUCUUCCUUGUUCAGUUAACCCAAAACGAGGAAUCCCAAAGAGUUGUACAAAACCCAUUAACCAGAGGCAGAGAGCAGACUGAGAUUAAGGGACAAAAACCAUUGGUUUUUAACCCUUUCCCCAACCACACCCCAUUUAACCGCUUUCCCCCACUUUUCUUUUUCACCUAUUAUGAGCUAUAAAGAGGGUCUCUUGCUCUGGAUCAUUGUUGGGUUCUAAGCCUCUUCUUCCCCUCCUGUGUUGAAUCUUUUGUUUUGAUCUUUUGUUUUGUUGAGAGAGAGAGAGAGAGAGAGAGAGAGAGAGAGGGAGAGAGACACUGAGAAAGAAAGAAACAGAGUUAGUCAUGGCUGGUAGUAAUGAAGUCAACCUCAGUGAAUCCAAGAAAGUUGUUCCACUCAAUACAUGGGUUCUCAUCUCCAAUUUCAAGCUGGCCUACAAUCUUCUCCGCCGCUCCGACGGGACAUUCAACCGUGAGCUGGCGGAGUUCCUUGACCGUAAAGUCCCUGCAAACACUAUCCCAGUUGACGGUGUCUUCUCCUUCGAUCAUGUCGACAGAAGCACCGGCCUGCUCAACCGGGUUUACCAAAUGGCCCCUGCAAACCAUGCUCAGUGGGGCAUUGUGAAUCUCGAGAAACCCUUGAGCACCACUGAGAUUGUGCCUGUCAUAAUCUUCUUCCAUGGUGGCAGCUUCACUCAUUCCUCGGCCAACAGUGCUAUCUAUGACACCUUCUGUCGCCGCCUUGUGAACACCUGCAAGGCUGCUGUGGUGUCUGUGGACUACCGCCGCUCGCCUGAACAUCGCUACCCUUGUGCUUAUGAUGACGGCUGGUCAGCUCUCAAGUGGGUUAAGUCGAGGACUUGGCUGCAGAGUGGGAAGGACUCCAGGGUUUAUGUCUACUUGGCUGGAGAUAGCUCUGGUGGCAACAUUGCACACCAUGUUGCUGUGAGGGCAGCUGAAGCUGAAGUUGAGGUCUUGGGGAACAUCCUUCUUCAUCCAAUGUUUGGAGGGCAAAUGAGGAGUGAAUCUGAGGUUAAACUAGAUGGCAAGUACUUCGUAACGAUUCAAGACCGCGAUUGGUACUGGCGAGCCUAUCUACCUGAAGGAGAAGAUAGAGACCACCCUGCCUGCAACCCAUUUGGCCCCAGAGAUAAGGGGAUUAAAGGGCUCAAGUUCCCCAAGAGUCUUGUAGUUGUGGCUGGCUUGGACCUGAUGCACGAUUGGCAAUUGGCUUAUGUCGAAGGGCUGAAGAGUUCUGGGCAGGAGGUGAAGCUCAUUUUCCUCAAGGAGGCCACAAUUGGGUUCUACUUCCUGCCUAACAAUCAGCAUUUCUAUUGUCUAAUGGAGGAGAUAGCCAACUUCGUCAAUCCUGACUGUUAAUAAGCCUCAACCUCUCCACUUAACUUUACCAGCCAUACAUAGCCAAAAGCUUGACCCUUGACCCUGGUGCCUCCCCCAUCUUUUGCAGUGAUCAUCAUCGGUGUGUAGUUGUAAGAUUAUCCUAUCUAGUAUUACUACCUCUUACUAUUUACUCUUGGUAAUUUGAGAGUUCUGGGGAUAGUUCAUUGUCCUUGUGUCCGUGUUCUCCUGCAUCGCCCGGGAAGACCAUAUUCGGCAGCAGCUCAGGGGCAUCAGAACUCGUUUUUGCUAUUUCAGGGGAAGAACCGCCAAUGAUAAAAAGUUUAUCCUAGAGGAUAAUGCUUUGGUGGUUUCUUGAUCAUCAGAAUCUAUUUAGUAAAUGGAUUUUCAUGUACUAAUUUCGGACGUGGAAGAUCAUAUCUUCUGCUUGUUAUGAACAUAAUUGUUAUACUACCUGUACUACUACUAGUAUUAGGCCUAAGUUGAUCAAUAUAAAGAUUUUGUUUGCUAAAUCUUCCAUUA
Molecule: messenger RNA, 1927 nt
Organism: Argentina anserina (silverweed cinquefoil)
Lineage: Eukaryota; Viridiplantae; Streptophyta; Magnoliopsida; Rosales; Rosaceae
Product: gibberellin receptor GID1B-like
Exons: 2
Coding region: 392-1426 (344 amino acids)
Biological process (GO): raffinose family oligosaccharide biosynthetic process; floral organ morphogenesis; positive regulation of gibberellic acid mediated signaling pathway
Cellular component (GO): cytoplasm; nucleus
Molecular function (GO): gibberellin binding; hydrolase activity
Source: RefSeq, a predicted model, not a curated record